GUUUCCUAGCGGAAGCAGCGCGGAGAGCGGUGGCUGUCUUUGGUCGCUAUGGCGAGUCUGGUGCGGGACCCGGCCAUCGACCGCUCGCUGCGCUCCGUCUUCGUUGGAAAUAUUCCAUAUGAAGCUACAGAAGAACAAUUGAAGGAUAUUUUCUCUGAAGUUGGCCCAGUAUUGAGUUUCAGGCUUGUGUAUGACAGAGAAACUGGUAAACCCAAAGGCUAUGGCUUCUGUGAAUACCAAGAUCAGGAGACAGCACUCAGUGCCAUGCGCAAUCUCAAUGGGAGGGAAUUUAAUGGAAGGGCACUGCGAGUGGACAAUGCUGCUAGCGAAAAGAAUAAAGAAGAGCUCAAGAAUUUGGGCACUGCAGGCCCUGUCAUGGAAUCUCCUUAUGGAGAUCCAGUCUUGCCUGAAGAUGCUCCAGAAUCCAUCAGUCGUGCUGUGGCCAGUCUACCACCUGAGCAAAUGUUUGAACUCAUGAAGCAAAUGAAGCUCUGCAUUCAGAACAGUCCUCAGGAGGCUCGUAAUAUGCUUUUACAGAACCCGCAACUGGCAUAUGCACUCCUACAGGCACAAGUUGUUAUGAGAAUUGUGGAUCCUGAAAUUGCAAUGAAAAUGUUACAUCGACCAGCCAACGUUACACCACUGAUUUCUUCUAGCCAACCUGUGGCAGGCCCAAAUGCUCCAGCAGCUCAGGCUGCUACCCCAGUCUCCCAACCACAGCCUAUGAGUGGAAUGCAUGUGAAUGGGGCACCAUCCUUAAUGCAACCACCAAUGCAAACUGCAGUAUCUGUUCCUGGACUCGGACCCGUACAAGGACCAGGUGGGCCAGGGCUAGGGCCUGGGCCCGGGCCAGCACCUGGACCAGGACCAGGACCAGGACCAGGACCCGUUGGACCUGGAGGAAACAUGCAGCCUCAGAUGGGUCUUGCUCCUUCAGGACUGGUGCCAAUGGACAGAGGACAAGGAAAUAUGCACUCACCUGUGGCCUCCGCAGGGACUGCACAGAUCGAGAGAGGACAAGUCCCUAUGCAGGACCCCCGAGGCAACAUGCAACGGGGUCCCCCUGUAGGUGUGCCUCCAGCUCCAAGAGGGUUGCUUGGAGAUGCACCAAAUGACCCGCGUGGAGGGACUUUGCUUUCUGUCACUGGGGAGGUGGAACCAAGGGGGUAUAUUGGGCAACCACAUCAGGGACCACCCAUACACCAUGUUCCUGGCCAUGAUGGUAGAGGACCUCCAGAACUUAGAAAUGCCCAUGAACCACGGGGCAUGCAACAUGACAUGAGACCAGGGCCAAUGGGAGAACAGAGGGGACCCAUUGGUGAACCAAGGGGCCCCAUGGGUGAACCACGUGGGCCACUUGUUGAACCAAGGGGGCCAAUGGGUGAUCCAAGAGGGAUGAUGGGAGAUCCAAGGGGCCCAAUGAUGGAUCAGCGUGGACCUCCUCAUGAAUCUAGAGGUACAUUUGAUCCCCGCAGCAUCCCACCUCACGAUUCUCGACAUGGACCUCAGCAUGAUCCACGCUCCCAACCUCAUAUUGCUCAGCAAGACCCUCGUGGAGGGUCUUAUCCGAAUGCACAUCAACUAAAUGCACCCAUGGGUGCAAGAGAUCCCAGAGGUAUUGAUUCGAGAGGUAUUGACACCAGAGGACUAGGGCCUGGCCCAGGACCAGGACCAGGACCAGGACCAGGACCAGGACCAGGACCAGGACCAGGUCCAGGUCCAGGUCCAGGUCCUGGACCAAGCCAGGGCCCAGUCCCAAAUCCAAGGGGACCAAUAGCAGGAGGACUACAAGUUCAAGGUCCAGGUACCCAUCAGAUAGGGCAAGGUGGCCCUCAAGGAUCACAGCAACCUGUUCCACCUCGACAGGGCCUUGCUCACCCGGUGGCUGCAGGUCAACCUGGAGGAUUCAGUCCUGCUCAGACUCAAGUGACACCACAAGACCAUGAAAAGGCUGCAUUGAUCAUGCAGGUUCUCCAGCUAACUCCGGAACAGAUCGCCAUGCUACCCCCAGAACAGAGACAGAGCAUCCUUAUCCUGAAAGAACAGAUUCAAAAAUCUGCAGGAGCUCCUUGAGAAUGGAUAUUUUGUGGACUGUCAACUUCUCAAGGAAAAUUAUUUCUCUGGUUACCUAUUACAUUGGCAGUGUAAAAUGCGGAGUUGUCCUUUGCUCCAACUCAUUGAAGGAGGGAAAAUCCUAAACAUACUUCAUGAUAUGGUUACACUUAUUCUCGGAAUGUGUUUCCUUUACCCUUUUUGUUAAGAAAAUCAUCACAAAGCUUUGAUGCAUUGAAUAUAUGGGACGAGAGAAAGACAUUUGAAAAACUAACAGGAAUGUUUUGUGGGUAUAUUAGGGGUUUAAAGAUUUUUUUAGGAAAAAAAUGAACGUACGUACUUCAUGUAAUGUUAGAUGUGGUAUUACAUUGGGUUAAAAAAAGGAAAAUGGAGCACGGGCAGAUUUUUGUGUGUUUUCUGGAUAUAUUAAAUCUCUACAUUUGCCCACCAUAAAAACAUGCUCCAUUUUAUCCACAAGGUAGCAGUUUUACCACUGAACUGAUGCUUUCUGUUUUUCAUAAUGUUAUGUUUAUUUCUAUACCCACCCCUCUUUUGAAAACAGGUUGCAGCUAAAACCAUUGAGAUUUUUUAUGAUUAUUAGCAUUAAGGUUCAGUUCUGUUCUUGGUUGCUAUUGAAUAUGUUGGAGAAAUGUGACACUUGCAAAUUUAAAAAAAACCGAAAAUAAAAUUCAUCUCCAUGUCCAUA
This is a messenger RNA of Amblyraja radiata (thorny skate), 2758 nucleotides long. It is a transcript of the gene cstf2, whose product is annotated as cleavage stimulation factor, 3' pre-RNA, subunit 2. The transcript has 16 exons. Gene Ontology annotation, cellular component: mRNA cleavage and polyadenylation specificity factor complex. Bases 49 to 2073 code for a protein of 674 amino acids. The record is from RefSeq and is a predicted model, not a curated record. Gene Ontology annotation, molecular function: mRNA binding. NCBI's taxonomy places the organism in Eukaryota, Metazoa, Chordata, Chondrichthyes, Rajiformes, Rajidae. Gene Ontology annotation, biological process: mRNA 3'-end processing.